GCCAGGAAUGCCCCAGGGAUGAGGGCCUGGAAGGCAAGAUUCCUAGGUAUUCUUAGUUGCAGGGGGAAUUUCUUUAAAAAGAGAAUCACCUCUGACAGCGGAAGGACAGAGGGAAGGGGAGGGGCUGAGAGCCCAGGCCUGAGGCUUUGCCACCCCUUGCGGCUCCUGGGAGGAGAGCUCCGCAGAAGGCUUUGCCUUUCCAGGGGAGAGGAUCCUAAUGGGGAAAGCACAUUUGAGACCAGAGCAGGGUGCUGGGGGACCAGAACCAGCCAGCCAUGGAGAAGGAGGUCCCCUGAGAUAGGGCGUGGGCAGCGAAUGGGGAGACAGCACCCUCCUUCCUGAAAGCUGACUCCUUGCCAAUUCGAGAGCCUGUCCAGCUCUGUGUCCCUAGUGCCCUGUGGCUCCUGGUACGCAGCAGGCUGGCACCCAGCGUCUGCUGAGCUGACUUGAUCAACACCUUGGGAUCGGGCAGCGGGAGCACCCAUCCUUGUGAGUGUAUGGGCGUCCGUAGAGGAACAGCGUGAAGGGGUGAUGGGGAGAGGCCCUGCAUGUGCUCUGUUUGCCCGUCUGUUCAUUUACUCCUUCAUGAGGGAUUUUGGACUCCAGUAACAUAGACGUAACGUGCCUUCCGCCUGCCAAGCCGCUUCCAAGUGCACGGCUCAGUGCCGCGCAGUACACUUGCAUCAUCCAGGUCCCUCUCGUUUGAUGAACGUUUAUGGAGGACCUACUAUGUGCCAGCCCCUUCCCGCUGCUCCAAAUCUAGUAGGAGAGAUAGACAAAAAGUCAGCAACUUCAACCCGGCCUGAUCAAUGCUGUGAAAGACACAGGCAUAGGUGCCCUGGGAGUCCAGAAGCACCCAGACGGUGGAGGGAGGAGGCUUUCUGGAGGGCGCUAUUACUUGAACUGAGGCCCGGAAGACUAAGAACGAGUUGGGACGUUGGAGUAAGGGUUGAUAUGGCCCCAGGAGGAUCAAUGAAGCACAGUAAGAUGGCAGAGAGAAGUCCUUGAAACUCUGAGGUCACAGCAGGGCAGGGGUGGGGCUGAAUCACCCCUGAGGGAUCCUGCUUUGGAGGAAGCCAAGGGUGACAUACUGACCGCUCUCCUCCCCAUUGUCAGCACUAUGUCUUUCUCCAACCCUGAGGAUGCCCCCCAAGAGCCGGAGCCUGAGCCCUCAACCUCCAAGAAGAAGAAGAAGAAGCGGCCACGGCAAGAGCCCGGCAUCCAAGCCCUCACCAGGGCUGGCCACAGAGCCCUACUGGCUGGCCGGAACCACGAAGCCUUGACCAGCUUCCAGAGGGCCUUCAUCCUGGCCUCUGAGGACCCACAAAGUCGGGGUACCCCUGUUCUCCAGGCCUGUGCCUUCAACCUGGGGGCCGCCUAUGUGGAGACUGGGGACCCAGCCAGAGGCCUUGAGCUGCUCCUGAGAGCCCAGCCUGAAGAGAAGGCACAGGGCAGGUGUCAUGGUGACCAGUGUUUCAAUGUGGCUUUGGCCUACCAGGCCCUGGGCAACCUGCCUCAAGCUUUGGCCUGGUACCACAGGGCCCUGGGUCACUACCGGCCACUGGGUGACCAGGGGCAAGCCCAGGCAAAGAUGGGAGCCUGCUACCAGGCUCUGGGACAGCCUGAGCUAGCAGCCCACUGUCUGCAGGAGGCAAGCCGGGCCUACGCCCAAGCAGGGCAGCCCCAGGCUGCAGCCCUGGCCUCGGGGGCUGCGGCGGGGUGUAUGCUGAGGAGCGGGCAGCACGGGGUGGCUGAGGUGGUGCAGGUGCUGGAGGAGAGCCGGAGGCUUGCGGAGAGGAGCCCUGAGCGGGGACUGCUGGGGCAGCUCUAUAAUGACCUCGGCCUGAGCUACUCCCAGCUCCAGCUGUUCCCGCUAGCAGCAGAGGCCUUCCUGCGGGCCCUGCCCCUGUGCCAGGGGCCAGGAGAGGAUGCCACGGUGCUGAGAAACCUCGGGAUGGCCCACAGUGCCCUCGGCAACUAUCAGGAAGCCCGGGACUUUUACCAGAAGGCCGCUGACCUGCUCGGCUCUGUGGGGCAGCGGCGGGAGCAGGGACGGAGCUUUGGCAGCCUGGCAUUUGCACUGAGCCAGCUGGGGGACCACAGAGCAGCCCGAGACAACUACCUGCACGCGCUACAGGCUGCCCGGGACACCGGGGACACGAAGGGGCAGUGGCAGGCCUGCGAGGGGCUGGGGGCUGCGGCGGCCAGACUGGGACAGCACGACCAGGCCUUACGGUACUAUAAGGAAGCGCUGGCCCGGAGUCAGAAGGAGCCAGACUCUGUGCGGGACCGGCUGGUGGCCAAGCUGGCAGACGCCAUGAGGACCCACUUGGCCCAGGCUGGGCUUGUCCCGACGUACACCCUGACUUCGGCGCCAGGGAGGCCCCAGGCUCAAGAUGGGGCAGCUGGGCACCCAGCCCAGGCAGGAAGGGGUGGAGCAGAAGUGCCGCACAGGUCUUCGGGUGGGUGGGAAGAAGAGUGCGUGGAGGGCGAGGAGGAGAGAGAGGACCAGCCGCCGCCCGAUGGCCCCUGUGUUUGCCUCCAGAAAGCAGUGAGUUGUAGUCGAACGCCUGUCCUGUACGAGUGUAGGCUUUGGUGCACCCUCUGUGUCCGUGACUGGUGCACGCAUCCCGGCACCCACCGCCCUCGCUCUUCUCCCAAAGCUUUCUCCUUCCACCAUGUGGUUCUUGGUGCAGAGAGGCCUGUGAUGGAUGUGCCUGUCCCUCUCCAUCCAGGUCCAGGACCCGGGGCCCAGCAGCUGCUUGGAGGCCAAGGCCCCCUCCGAAUGCAGCAGCCUGGCAUUCUGGUACCCAAUGGCCCCCAAGCCAAUAGGUCGUCCAUCUGGCCCAGGGGAACCCCCAGCAGGAACCCUCAGAGGAGACCCAUGGAGUCUGGCUUCUGUGUGAUCAUGUGACCCCACUCCGCUGGCCCUGAAUGUGGCCUCUGUGUGACCCCCCCCCACCAACACACAAACGUUAGGGGUUUCUGCGACUAAAUCACUUCCCUGUUGUUCAGCGCCCUACAGACACAUAAUAGAACACCACCACCAAGUGGGUCGGCGGGACAGGGCCUUUGCAGUCUGGGCACUGAGGUAUUCAGUUUGCUCCUUGUUGGGAGUUUUGGACUCAAUGGGCAAAAGCAAAAGGGAAAAUGGACAGUGAAUUUCCCCCUUUUCCUUCUGGAUCCAGCCCUCAUGAUUGCUAAGGCCCUUGCCAGUUCUAAAAGCUGUGACAUCUUGGUCAGGAGGCUUUGCAGUCACGGACUGUCUCCAGACCUCCACCUUCUCAAGGGGGAAAUGGGCAUCUAAACUACAGAGGACACAUCUUAACCCCCUGAUGGAUUCCACCACAAGUCCCAGGUUGGGGAGGCAGCCCCUUGGGCCCGUCGGAUGCCGCUGCCUGCGGCCACAUUUUGUAAGCGGUACUGAUCGCUCGGUGCACACCACACAGUGCUCCGAGCGCUUCCCGGGUGUUUUCUCCUGCAGUCUUUGCAGCAGAUGACCCCCUUUCACAGACACGGGAAAUGAGUGCGUCCUCUCUGGCCACGCAACUAGUAAGUGGGGAAGCCAGGAUUUGAACCCCGGGCAGUGAGCACCUUUCAGAAUGCUGUGCAGUUCUGCUACCCCACUGAUGCUAAUACUUACCAGGAGUUGAUUGUGUUGGUACCAAAUGUGCUUAUGCCGGGUGUAUGUGUUCUUGUAAUUCGUGAUUUAAAUAUUACAUAAAUUGAUGAACUAAGUGUGAAAACAAGCACUGUUUGUAUGAAAACAAAGUUGAAUCCUUGGAAGUCUCGAUUAAGGUGAGUCAAUUCAAAACUGUUGAAAUAGACGUGAGCAAGAUGAUUAUCACAUUUUGGGGCAAAACAGUAAAAAUCUAGAUGAAUUUUGCACUCGGAUUGCUUCAAAUGCGCCAUUAACUGUUCCGCCUCAAGGAAGCAAACUGGAAAUUGCAGGUGGCCCGUGCUGAGGUUCAUGAGGAAGGAUGGAGAGCUCCAGUCAUGGGCUCAAAGAGAAGACCCUGGCCCCACUUUAACAGAUGGCAAAUGAAUGCAUGUUUAAGUUGAAAUAAAA
Molecule: messenger RNA, 4069 nt
Organism: Ailuropoda melanoleuca (giant panda)
Lineage: Eukaryota; Metazoa; Chordata; Mammalia; Carnivora; Ursidae
Gene: TTC24
Product: tetratricopeptide repeat domain 24
Exons: 9
Coding region: 1121-2914 (597 amino acids)
Molecular function (GO): protein binding
Source: RefSeq, a predicted model, not a curated record